Ustilaginoidea virens is the source of this 2106-nucleotide messenger RNA. RefSeq lists its product as uncharacterized. Gene Ontology annotation, cellular component: mitochondrial intermembrane space. Gene Ontology annotation, molecular function: metalloendopeptidase activity. Gene Ontology annotation, biological process: peptide metabolic process; proteolysis. Lineage: Eukaryota; Fungi; Ascomycota; Sordariomycetes; Hypocreales; Clavicipitaceae. The transcript is spliced from 2 exons. Bases 1 to 2106 code for a protein of 701 amino acids. The record is from RefSeq and is a predicted model, not a curated record.
AUGGCCGGGCCGUUGCACCAGAACCCCCCCCAGCCCCCGCCGCUCUUCACCGACACCGCGCAGUCGGUCCUCGACACGGUGGAACGCAACAACGCCGUCACGAAGGAGGUGUGGGACAAGGUGGUGGCCGAGGUGAAGCCCGAAGACGCCGUCUUCGCCAACGUCCUGGAGCCGAGCCUGGCGAGCGCGAACCGGCUCGCGGUCAGCAACCACGUCGCCACGUUUUACCAGCACGUCUCGGCGAGCAAGGAGCUCAGGGAAGCCUCCACCAAGGCGCAGGAGACGGCGAGCGCGUUCGGCAUCGAGGUCAAGAUGCGCGAGGAUGUGUUCCGGCUCGUCAACGCCUCCUACGCGUCCCGGGAGUCCCAGGGCCUGGACGGCGAGUCGCUGCAUCUCCUGCAAAAGGAGCGCCAGUCGUACAUCCGCAACGGGCUCUUGCUGCCCGCGGGCGCGCAAAGGGACCGCUUCAAGGAGAUACAGAAGCGCCUCAGCACGCUCUGCAUCCAAAGCCAGAAGAACCUCAACGACGAGGUCGGCGGCGUCUGGUUCACGCCCGAGCAGCUGGAAGGCGUCCCCGCAGAAGACCUGGACAUUGGGCAGCUCGACAAGGGCGCCGGCGAGAACGAGGGAAAGGUCAAGGUCACCUUCAAGUAUACCCACUACUUCCCCCUGGUCAAGUACGCUGUCCGCGAGGACACGCGGCGCGCCUACACCAUUGCCGAGUCCAACAAGGUCAACGAGAACGUCCCCCUGUUCCGCGAAAUCGUCGCCCUCCGUGACGAGGCCGCCCGCCUGCUCGGGUAUGCCGACCACGCCAGCCUGGUCAUUUCCGACAAGAUGGCCAAGUCCACAGGCCGGGUGAUGGACUUUCUCGGCGACCUCCGCAACCGACUGGCGCCCGGAGGCGCCCAGGAGGCCGGCCGUCUUCUCGAAUACAAGAAGAAGGACUGCGAGGCUCGGGGCGCUCCCUUCGACGGCAACCUGUACAUGUGGGACGUCCCGUUUUACUCGAGAAUCGUCAAGGAGAAGGAGUACAGCGUUGACGAGGCCGACAUCUCGCAGUACUUCCCCGUCCAAUCCACGUACCAGGGCAUGAUCAAGAUUUUCGAGCAGAUAUUCGGCUUCGUGUUCGUCGAGCUGGGAAGCCAAGACCGCGCUCGGCUCAGCCCUACCGGAAAGCCCGAGGACCUUACCUGGCACGAGGACGUCAUCCUCUACUCCGUCUGGAACGACGAGGCAGCCGGGGGCGAUUUCGUCGGUUACUUCUACCUCGACCUGCACCCGCGGGAUAACAAGUACGGCCACAACGCCAACUUCAACGUGGAGCCCGGCUACGUCAAGGAAGACGGCACCCGCAACUACCCUGCCACAGCUCUGGUCUGCAACUUUAGCAAGCCGAGCGCGACAAAGCCGGCCCUUUUGAAGCACCACGAGGUGGUCACGCUUUUCCACGAGAUUGGCCACGGCAUCCACGAUCUCGCCGCCGUUACGCGGUACAGCUACUUCCACGGGACCAACGUUGCCGGCGAUUUCGUCGAGGCCCCGAGCCAGAUGCUGGAGAACUGGUGCUGGACGCCAAGCGUCCUCAAAUCCUUGUCGCGACGCUGGGACACUGGUGACAAGAUCCCCGACGACAUGAUUGAGAACCUCGUCAAGACCAAGAACUUCAACUCGGCCACCUCCAACCUCUCCCAGCUUCUCUACGGCCUCUUCGACAUGAUUAUCCACACGCCCAAGACUCACGACGAGGCCAAGAACAUGCCCAUUGCGAGGGUGUGGAACGAGCUGCGUCGCGAUAUCACGGGCAUCAAGGGCCCUGAGGAGCAGGGACAGGGAUAUGAGUGGGGUAACCGCUUCGCGACUAUCGGCCACUAUACCGGGGGCUACGAUGCCGGUUACUACGGAUACCUGUACUCGCAGGUUUUCUCUACCGACAUGUUCCACACCUUUUUCAAGCAGGAUCCCAUGGACGGCAAGGAGGGCCGCAGGUAUCGGAAGCUUGUUUUGGAAAAGGGCGGCAGCCAGGAGGAACUGGAUACGUUGAGGGGCUUUCUGGGUCGGGAGCCCAGCACCGAGGCUUUUUACAAAGAUUUGGGUCUUGCUUAG